Messenger RNA from Lolium perenne, 1867 nucleotides. RefSeq lists its product as uncharacterized. Lineage: Eukaryota; Viridiplantae; Streptophyta; Magnoliopsida; Poales; Poaceae. Gene Ontology annotation, molecular function: transmembrane transporter activity. The record is from RefSeq and is a predicted model, not a curated record. Gene Ontology annotation, cellular component: membrane. Gene Ontology annotation, biological process: transmembrane transport.
UGAGUGGGGAGAAAGGCACGUCACGUAGCAUAGCAGAGGAGAGAAAGAGGGAGGGGAGAGUGCGAUCGAUUGGUAAAGUCGGGAAGAGAUGAAGGAGGCCGCGGCGGGGCUGGGGCACCUGCUGGUGUUCGCUUUUCUUUUCUGCGUCGGUGCCUUCAUGGUGGCGCCGGUGAUCGUCGACGUGACGAUGGCGGCGCUCUGCCCCGGCCAAGACCAGUGCUCCCUCGCCAUCUACCUCACGGGACUCCAGCAAGCCAUCACAGGCCUCGGGGCACUCGUGGUGACGCCGGUCGUCGGGAACCUGUCCGACAGAUAUGGUCGCAAGGCGUUGCUCGCUCUCCCGGCAACCUUGUCCAUCGUCCCAUUGGCCAUUCUGGCGUUUAACCAGACGAAGCCAUACUUCUACGCCUACUACGUCGCCAAGACGCUGACGGCGAUGGUCUCCGAGGGCGCCAUGAUGUGCCUCUCGCUCGCUUAUGUGGCUGACAAGGUGCCGGAGGCGCAGCGGGCGGUGGCCUUCGGGGUGUUCUCCGGCGUCUGCACUGCUGGCUUCGUCGCGGGCACCAUCGCGGCCCGCUUCCUCUCCGUAUCCUCUACGUUCCAGGUGGCGACGAUGUCGGCGGUUGCUGCGGCGGUGUACAUGAGGGCCUUCGUCCAGGAGACGGACCGUGGGGCUUCGCUGAUGCGCGACGAGGAGGCCUCCCUUCUGCUCUUCGCUCCUUCCUCCAGUACCGAGGAGUUGUCGCCGAGGCUCCCGCCUCUCCGGAAGGCGCCCUCUCUGUCGGAGAUGGUGGCCCUUCUUACCAGCAGCUCGACUUUCACGAGAGCAGCGGUCAUCACAUUUUUCCAUAGCCUUGGUGAAACAGGCCUGCAAACUGCAUUACUGUAUUUUCUGAAGGCGCAGUUCCACUAUACCAAGAACCAGUAUGCAAAUUUGCUGCUUAUUUUUAGCAUCAUGGGAAGUUUCUCACAGCUGACCAUGAUGCCUCUACUAGCACCAAAGCUUGGUGAGCAGAAGCUACUCGUCGUCGCACUUCUAGGGAGCUGCGUGCACGGAUUCCUAUACAGCAUUGCAUGGUCAUUCUGGGUAUGCAACAGAUCAAAUGACAGUAGAGUAAAUGAUGCGCAAUUGUUUGGUACUAGUCAUGCUAAAUUUGAUGUUUUGUUGAAGAUAAGGAGCAUUGUAUCAAAAAAAGUAGGACCUUCUGAACAGGGAAUGGUUCAAGGUUGUAUCACAGGAAUCAGCUCAACUGCAAGUGUUAUAUCUCCUCUAGUAUUUACUCCCCUCACGGCCUGGUUCCUAUCGGAAACUGCACCUUUCAAUUUCAAAGGUUUUAGUCUUGCCUGUGCUGGAUUUGCAACGUUGGUAGCACUUAUAAUGAGCAUUAAUAUGAGGCCAGCAGAAGUUCAGCCAGAUAACAAAUAGAAGAACAAGUGAAUACGUGUCCAUGUACAGAUGACAGAAAUCUAGAAUGCUAAUAAUAUCCUCUUUCUUACUUACCAUCAAUAGCCAUGAUCAACUUAGGUAGCUGUUCUAUCCUUGCCAAUGGAUUACGACAGAAAAUGUGGUCUAAAGAAUCAAUAGUAGAAGCAGGUUCCAGUUUGUCUGUAAAAUGUAUUUGAUAGUUGACACUUGGACUGUUGGACAUAGCUAAUUAGUUGGGAAUGUAAAGCUUGGAGUAAACCACUAUGCAACAUUUAAUAUGGAUAGUUAACACUAUCUCUGUGCAAGAAAAAGGGGGCCCUUUUGCACCCAAAAAAAACAUGUAUCACAUGUAGAAUAAUCAGUAAUGAUGUGAUAACAGUAGCCAGGAUUACACAGUGUAAGAAUCUUCUAUACUACAUAUUGAUGGUAAUUUUUCAGUCA